AUAAAUAGCGAUGAUGCUCUAUUUCUGAAUUAUGAUAGUAUUGAAAACCUUGAGAAACUAAUCACUAAGAACUUGGAUGCUGAUUCAGGCUCCAGUAUACCGCCUGUGAAACGAUGCUUGCUACGCUGCCCUUAUCUGAGAACCAGCGAUGAUAGAAUUAUGGAAUACAGAUAUGAUAAACUGUUAUUCAGAGAACAAUCCCCCUACCAACUUGUGGAAAUAUUCUCUACAUCUGACUACGGGAGUAUGCUGGUACUUGAUGGAUAUGUCAACCUUGCAGACAGUGAUACUGUGUACACUCAUAAUCUGAUGUGCAAGGGAUCCGUGGAUUACAAGGACAAAGAUGUUCUGAUACUGGGUGGUGGAGAUGGUGCUCUGCUAUGGGAACUACUGCAGGAGGAGAACAAACCCAAGUUUGUCACAAUGGUUGAUAUAGAUGAGGCGGUUAUGCGUUCUUGCAGGGAGUUUAUGCCGAAGGUGCACGGUGGUAUUCUGGAGAACAUGGAAGGGGACAAUUACAAGAUCAUUGUGGACGAUGCCUUCAAGUGGUUGAAAACUUACAAGGAUGAGGGCAGAAAAUUUGACAUCAUUUUUGGAGACUUAACAGAUAUUCCAGUUCAUGAGGGUGGAGAAACUUGGGCUUUCGUGAAAUCUAUUUUGUCUCAAUCUUUAUCUAUUCUUACAGUAGGAGGAAGGUAUCAGACCCACUGUAACGGGAUCAACGCUGGUUCUGCCCUGAUAUUGUUUGAGAACCUGGUAAAAGGACUGGACACUCCUUGCACGAUAAAUCAAACAUCUGCAUACGUUCCUUCAUUCAUGGAGACUUGGGUUUUCUACCAGCUGACCAAGACGGGUGAAGGAAAGGACAGUGAGGAGAAGAGAGAAGAAAAACUGGUGGAAAAGAAAGAAGAAAAGAAGGAAGAUAAGAAGGAGGAGGAGAAAGAUGGGAAAAAAGAGGAGAAGAAAGAGGAGAAGAAGGAAGAGAAAAAAGAAGAGAAGAAAAGUCCUGAGAAGAAGGGUGCAAAGGGGCUGAAAGAGAGUGUGGAAGGAGAAAAGAAAGUGAAAAAGGGAAAGUGACAAAUUCUCCAGAGGCUAGAAGAGUCUCUUACUUGCAGGAAAAUACCAAUUCAUUUUCAGACUUCUAUGCAGCUCUGUCAAAUGUCCAAUGCCCAUGCACCUAUGUUUUCUAAUGUCUAUGUACCUCUGUCCAGUGUCCAUGCACCUCUGUCCAAUGUCCAUGCUCCUCUGUCAAAUGUCCAAUGCCCAUGCACCUAUGUUUUCUAAUGUCUAUGUACCUCUGUCCAAUGUCCAUGCACCUCUGUCCAAUGUCCAUGAACCUCUGUCCAAUGUCCAUGCUCCUCUGUCAAAUGUCCAAUGGCCAUGCACCUAUGUUUUCUAAUGUCUAUGUACCUCUGUCCAAUGUGCAUGCACCUCUGUCCAAUGUCCAUGCUCCUCUGUCAAAUGUCCAAUGUCCAUGCACCUAUGUUUUCUAAUGUCUAUGUACCUCUACCCAAUGUCCAUGCACCUCUGUCCAAUGUCCAUGCACCUCUGUCAAAUGUCCAAUGUCCAUGCACCUAUGUUUUCUAAUGUCUAUGUACCUCUGUCCAAUGUCCAUGCACCUCUGUCCAAUGUCCAUGCACCUCUGUUCAAUUUCCAUGCACCUCUAUUCAAUGUCCAUCCACUUCUGUCCAAUGUUCAUUGUCCAUGCACCUAUGUCCAAUGUUCAAUGUCCAUGCAUCUCUGUUUUUCCAUAUAAAUCUAUCUUUAUAUUUCUCUAUAAACUGAUGUAAAUUUACCUGUCUCUUUCUUGAUUUUUCGUCUGUCCCUGUCGCUUGAAUUGUCUUUUUUUCUAAUCCAUAGGUGGCUUGGUCCUUGUACCUGCUUUUGUGAUUUUGUCCUUAUCACUGUAUUUGUCCCUGUCACUGUGUCUUUUUCCCUGUCUCUCUCCCUAUCCGGCUGUAUCUGUCCCUAUACGCGUGUUGUAUCCCCAAUCCAUAUAUGUCUCUGUUCCUAUACGUUGUUCCUAUCCGUCUGUAUCUGUACCUAUACUUUGUCCCUAUUCGUCUGUAUCUGUCCUUAUACUUUGUCCCUAUCCGUCUGUAUCUGUAC
Molecule: messenger RNA, 2109 nt
Organism: Eurytemora carolleeae
Lineage: Eukaryota; Metazoa; Arthropoda; Copepoda; Calanoida; Temoridae
Gene: Sms
Product: spermine synthase
Biological process (GO): spermine biosynthetic process
Molecular function (GO): spermine synthase activity
Source: RefSeq, a predicted model, not a curated record